Molecule: messenger RNA, 10268 nt
Organism: Salvia splendens (bonfire salvia)
Lineage: Eukaryota; Viridiplantae; Streptophyta; Magnoliopsida; Lamiales; Lamiaceae
Product: formin-like protein 20
Exons: 16
Coding region: 548-9529 (2993 amino acids)
Source: RefSeq, a predicted model, not a curated record
CCAUCUUCUUCCAACAUAUCUCCAAUUUUUCUUCCCCUUUGCUUCAAACCCUAAACUCAGAAUUAAUCGAUUCUGAGAAUUGAUCGCAUGCUUUUUCUCUCUCAGCUGCAUGAUCUCUCUUACCCUUUACAUUAUUUGUUUUGGAAAAAGUGAGGUUAACGAAAUCCAAUUUUAAUCGGGGGAUAAUUGUUUUCCCUCUCAGAAUUGAUCAAUUCUCUACUGUUCCAGUUGCCCUGCAGAAUUAAUCAAUUUUCCCUCUGUUAAUUGAGCUCAAUUUAUCCCACAUUGCAACAAUACACUGGUUGAUUGCGGGGGUCAAAACCUUAGCUGAAAUUAGCAGCUUUCUGCUUACAUAUUGGUUGUGUGUGUGUGAAUUGACCGAAUUCAGGCCGCAUUAUGGCGGCAGUGAAGAUGUGAUCGCAUUUUGGUGCUAGUUAGUGAGUUAUGGAGAUGUUUUCGUUGAUUGCGGUUGGAGAGAACGGAAUCGAGGGAUUGGGUUGGGAGGAGGAGUGUUGGAUCCAAUCAGGGGUGAGACAGCGCCGCUAGAAUGGCGCUGUUCAGAAGGUUCUUCUACCGGAAGCCGCCGGAUCAACUUCUGGAAAUCACUGAGAGGGUCUAUGUGUUUGAUUGCUGCUUCUCCACUCAUGUGCCUGACGAGGGUGAGUACAGGACAUACAUGAAUAAGAUUGUAGCUCAGCUGCAUAAUCAGUUCCCUGAUGGAACUUUCAUGGUUUUGAAUUUCAAAGACGGGGAUGGUAGGAGCCUAUUUUCUGAUCUGUUAGCUCAAAAUGGUAUGACGGUCAUGGAUUACCCUCAGCAGUAUGAAAGGUGUCCGCUGUUACCUAUGGAGAUGAUCAACCACUUCUUGCGAUCGAGUGAGAACUGGUUGACAGUUGAGGGCCAGCAUAAUAUUCUUUUAAUGCUUUGUGAAAGGGGAGGAUGGCCUCUGCUUGCAUUUAUGCUAGCUUGCCUUCUUCUUUACAGGAAACAAUAUACUGGUGAGCAGAAGACACUUGAGAUGGUAUACAAACAAGCGCCCAAGGACCUUCUUUCCCUUUUGACUCCUUUGAAUCCACAGCCGUCUCAGCUCAGGUAUCUUCAAUACAUCAGUGAAAGAAAUUCUAUGUUGGAUUGGGCAACAUCGGAUGCGCCUCUGGCCUUGGAUUGCAUAAUACUCCAAGCCCUUCCUCGAUAUGACCAAGGACAAGGAUGUCGACCGAUAAUACGAGUAUAUGGUCAUGAAUUUUCUUCCAGAUUGUCCAGUAUAAGCACAAAGCUUUUGUUUUCACCUUCUAAAGUGACAAAAGAUAUGCCUUACUAUCAAAAGGAAGAGUGUGAUCUAGUAACAAUAGAUAUCCAUUGCCGUGUUCAAGGAGAUGUUGUCCUUGAAUGCAUCCAUUUGGAAGAUGAUCUAGUGAGUGAGAAAAUUAUUUUUAGAACCAUGUUCCACACUGAAUUUGUACGGGAAAAUAUUUUGAUGCUGACCCACAGCGAAGUAGAUGUUCUUUGGGAUGUAAAGGACCUUAUCUCGAGGGAAUUCAAAGCAGAGGCUCACUUCUCAGAUGAACCUUCUCUCCUGCCCAUCAUCACCACAGAAGUUGUGAACAAAGAUGACGAAGACAGUGAAACAGAAGUUGCCACUCCUGAGGAAUUCUUUGAGGCGGAGGAGAUCUUUAGUAGUUUCGUUGGUGUGCAGGAUGACAUGGUGGCAUCUUAUGACUAUCCAAUUGAAGUUAGUGCCCAUGUUGAUGUAGCUAAAUUUCAUAAAACUCUGGUUGAUGAAGGUCGUCACGACAUUCCCUUGGAGGAUGAACCGGAAAAACAAGUGCUUCAAGAAUGUACUAUAGAUGAGACCAGUAGUAUUUGUGGCAGCACGGUGGAACAACAAGUGUUUCAAGAAUAUACUAUAGAUGAGACCAGUGGUAUUUGUGACAGCACGGUGGAUCCUAUUAGCAACUCAUUGCAUAACGGGGAAGUCCAACCAGAGGCGUAUGUAUUUUCUGAGGUAGCCACCGACGCUGAAACCUUAUAUAAGGAUGAUGGUACGAGCAGCAAGUAUGAAGAAGAUGGCAACAAACAAAGUGAAAAGGAGGGUUCAAAACAGAAGUUAGGUGGUGAUAAUGAUGAGCACAAGGGUCUUCACGACAUUGUUGAUGAAACCACAGUUGAUAAAACUCUGGUUGAUGAAGGUCGUCACGACAUUCCCUUGGAGGAUGAACCGGAACAACAAGUGUUUCAAGAAUGUACUAUAGAUGAGACCAGUAGUAUUCGUGGCAGCACGAUAGAUCCUAUUAGCAACUCAUUGCAUAAUGGGGAAGUCCAACCAGAGGCGUAUGUAUUUUCUGAGGUAGCCACCGACUCUGAAACCUUAUAUAAAGAUGAUGGUACGAGCAGCAAGUUUGAAGAAAAUGGCAACAAACAAAGUGAAAAGGAGGGUUCAAAAAAGAAGCUAGGUGGUGAUAAUGAUGAGCACAAGGGUCUUCACGACAUUGUUGAUGAAACCAAAGUUGAUAAAACUCUGGUUGAUGAAGGUCGUCACGACAUUCGCUUGGAGGAUGAACCGGAACAACAAGUGUUUCAAGAAUGUACUAUAGAUGAGACCAGUAGUAUUCGUGGCAGCACGGUGGAUCCUAUUAGCAACUCAUUGCAUAAUGGGGAAGUCCAACCAGAGGCGUAUGUAUUUUCUGAGGUAGCCACCGACUCUGAAACCUUAUAUAAAGAUGAUGGUACGAGCAGCAAGUUUGAAGAAGAUGGCAACAAACAAAGUGAAAAGGAGGGUUCAAAAAAGAAGCUAGGUGGUGAUAAUGAUGAGCACAAGGGUCUUCACGACAUUGUUGAUGAAACCAAAGUUGAUAAAAUUCUGGUUGAUGAAGGUCGUCACGACAUUCCCUUGGAGGAUGAAUCGGAACAACAAGUGUUUCAAGAAUGUACUAUAGAUGAGACCAGUAGUAUUCGUGGCAGCACGGUGGAUCCUAUUAGCAACUCAUUGCAUAAUGGGGAAGUCCAACCAGAGGCGUAUGUAUUUUCUGAGGUAGCCACCGACUCUGAAACCUUAUAUAAAGAUGAUGGUACGAGCAGCAAGUUUGAAGAAGAUGGCAACAAACAAAGUGAAAAGGAGGGUUCAAAAAAGAAGCUAGGUGGUGAUAAUGAUGAGAACAAGGGUCUUCACGACAUUGUUGAUGAAACCAAAGUUGAUAAAACUCUGGUUGAUGAAGAUCGUCACGACAUUUGCUUGGAGGAUGAACCGGAACAACAAGUGUUUCAAGAAUGUACUAUAGAUGAGACCAGUAGUAUUCGUGGCAGCACGGUGGAUCAUAUUAGCAACUCAUUGCAUAAUGGGGAAGUCCAACCAGAGGCGUAUGUAUUUUCUGAGGUAGGCACCGACUCUGAAACCUUAUAUAAAGAUGAUGGUACGAGCAGCAAGUUUGAAGAAGAUGGCAACAAACAAAGUGAAAAGGAGGGUUCAAAAAAGAAGCUAGGUGGUGAUAAUGAUGUGCACAAGGGUCUUCACGACAUUGUUGAUGAAACCACAGUUGAUAAAACUCUGGUUGAUGAAGGUCGUCACGACAUUCGCUUGGAGGAUGAACCGGAACAACAAGUGUUUCAAGAAUGUACUAUAGAUGAGACCAGUAGUAUUCGUGGCAGCACGGUGGAUCCUAUUAGCAACUCAUUGCAUAAUGGGGAAGUCCAACCAGAGGCGUAUGUAUUUUCUGAGGUAGCCACCGACUCUGAAACCUUAUAUAAAGAUGAUGGUACGAGCAGCAAGUUUGAAGAAGAUGGCAACAAACAAAGUGAAAAGGAGGGUUCAAAAAAGAAGCUAGGUGGUGAUAAUGAUGAGCACAAGGGUCUUCACGACAUUGUUGAUGAAACCAAAGUUGAUAAAAUUCUGGUUGAUGAAGGUCGUCACGACAUUCCCUUGGAGGAUGAAUCGGAACAACAAGUGUUUCAAGAAUGUACUAUAGAUGAGACCAGUAGUAUUCGUGGCAGCACGGUGGAUCCUAUUAGCAACUCAUUGCAUAAUGGGGAAGUCCAACCAGAGGCGUAUGUAUUUUCUGAGGUAGCCACCGACUCUGAAACCUUAUAUAAAGAUGAUGGUACGAGCAGCAAGUUUGAAGAAGAUGGCAACAAACAAAGUGAAAAGGAGGGUUCAAAAAAGAAGCUAGGUGGUGAUAAUGAUGAGAACAAGGGUCUUCACGACAUUGUUGAUGAAACCAAAGUUGAUAAAACUCUGGUUGAUGAAGAUCGUCACGACAUUUGCUUGGAGGAUGAACCGGAACAACAAGUGUUUCAAGAAUGUACUAUAGAUGAGACCAGUAGUAUUCGUGGCAGCACGGUGGAUCAUAUUAGCAACUCAUUGCAUAAUGGGGAAGUCCAACCAGAGGCGUAUGUAUUUUCUGAGGUAGGCACCGACUCUGAAACCUUAUAUAAAGAUGAUGGUACGAGCAGCAAGUUUGAAGAAGAUGGCAACAAACAAAGUGAAAAGGAGGGUUCAAAAAAGAAGCUAGGUGGUGAUAAUGAUGAGCACAAGGGUCUUCACGACAUUGUUGAUGAAACCACAGUUGAUAAAACUCUGGUUGAUGAAGGUCGUCACGACAUUCCCUUGGAGGAUGAAUCGGAACAACAAGUGUUUCAAGAAUGUACUAUAGAUGAGACCAGUAGUAUUCGUGGCAGCACGGUGGAUCCUAUUAGCAACUCAUUGCAUAAUGGGGAAGUCCAACCAGAGGCGUAUGUAUUUUCUGAAGUAGCCACCGACUCUGAAACCUUAUAUAAAGAUGAUGGUACGAGCAGCAAGUUUGAAGAAGAUGGCAACAAACAAAGUGAAAAGGAGGGUUCAAAAAAGAAGCUAGGUGGUGAUAAUGAUGAGAACAAGGGUCUUCACGACAUUGUUGAUGAAACCAAAGUUGAUAAAACUCUGCUUGAUGAAGGUCGUCACGACAUUCCCUUGGAGGAUGAACCGGAACAACAAGUGUUUCAAGAAUGUACUAUAGAUGAGACCAGUAGUAUUCGUGGCAGCACGGUGGAUCCUAUUAGCAACUCAUUGCAUAAUGGGGAAGUCCAACCAGAGGCGUAUGUAUUUUCUGAGGUAGCCACUGACUCUGAAACCUUAUAUAAAGAUGAUGGUACGAGCAGCAAGUUUGAAGAAGAUGGCAACAAACAAAGUGAAAAGGAGGGUUCAAAAAAGAAGCUAGGUGGUGAUAAUGAUGAGCACAAGGGUCUUCACGACAUUGUUGAUGAAACCAAAGUUGAUAAAACUCUGGUUGAUGAAGGUCGUCACGACAUUCCCUUGGAGGAUGAACCGGAACUACAAGUGUUUCAAGAAUGUACUAUAGAUGAGACCAGUAGUAUUCGUGGCAGCACAGUGGAUCCUAUUAGCAACUCAUUGCAUAAUGGGGAAGUCCAACCAGAGGCGUAUGUAUUUUCUGAGGUUACCACCGACACUGAAACCUUAUAUAGGGAUGAUGGUACGAGCAGCAAGUUUGAAGAAGAUGGCAACAAACAAAGUGAAAAGGAGGGUUCAAAACAGAAGUUAGGUGGUGAUAAUGAUGAGCACAAGGGUCUUCACGACAUUGUUGAUGAAACUCAAGUUGAUAAAACUCUGGUUGAUGAAGGUCGUCACGGCAUUCCCUUGGAGGAUGAACCGGAACAACAGGUGUUUCAAGAAUGUACUAUACAUGAGACCAGUAGUAUUCGUGGCAGCACGCUGAAUCCUAUUAGCAACUCAUUGCAUAAUGGGGAAGUCCAACCAGAGGCGUAUGUAUUUUCUGAGGUAGCCAUCAACGCUGAAAUCUUAUAUAAGGAUGAUGGUACGAGCAACAAGUUUGAAGAAGAUGGCAACAAACAAAGUGAAAAGGAGGGUUCAAAACAGAAGUUAGGUGGUGAUAAUAAUGAGCAGAAGGGUCUUUCAAUAGCCCAUAUGAAACAACCUGUGUACAGAUCAAGAUCCGAUCUAGAUGCAGUUUUUACCAGUAAGAAAAAUAAGGAGCAAGAUUCACCAGAUGUUGUAGCGAGGUGGAUACCUUCUAACAAAGGUUCUUACACGAAUUCAAUGCACAUGCAUUAUCCUCGGUCGAGACAUAACAGUGCUCCAGCAUUAUUGACUCUCGGCAAGGAUUCUGUGUAUGGGGUGAAAAGAAAGCCCCAAUCUGCUCCUGCAUCCCACUGUACUUCUCCAUGGUUUCCGGACUCAUCAGCAGUCGAAGCGGCUGUUGCCCCAACUUCUCCAUCUAAAUCGCAAGUCAUAAAUCCUUGUGAACUUAGUCUAGUGGAGAUACGUACCAAACACACUUCUCCAUCUCCCAUCUCUCCUCCAUCAGAAGCACCUCCUCCUUCAGAAUCAUUAUCAGAAAUACAUGCUUUACUUCCCACAUCAAUUCCUUGUGAAGAAGAACUGAGCUUGUCACUUCCGCCUCCACCACCACCACCACCUAUUGCUCUGCAACUUCCGCCUCGACCUAGGAGGCUUCCACCUCCGGCUCAGCCCACUCCUACUCCCACUGUAACGCCUAUGCCUUCGCCUCUGCCUCCAUCUCAGCCCAUGAGCACUCCUACGCCUGUGUUUCCGCCUCUGCCUCUGUAUCAGCCCUCGACCACUUCUACGCCUGUGCAUCCCCCUCCCCCUACAUCUCAGCCUACAACCAUUCUUACGCCUGUGCAUCUGCCUCCGUCUCUACCUCCAUCUCAGCCCACGACCUCUCCUCCGCCUCCGCCUUCGCCUCCAUCUCCAUAUACACUUGUGCCUCCUCCUCCGCCUCCAUCUCCAGCCACACCUGCUCUAUCUCAGUUCACAACCACUCCUACAGAUGUGUCUCCGCUUUCUACUCCAACUUCAUCUGAGCCCACCACUCCUUCGCCUGUGCCUUCACCACCAUCUCAGCCCACAACCACUCCUACGGAUGUGUCUCCGCUUUCUACUCCAACUUCAUCUGAGCCCAACACUCCUUCGCCUGUGCCUUCACCACCAUCUCAGCCCACGACCACUCCUACGAAUGUGCCUUCACCUCCUCCUCCAUCUCAGCCGACCCCCACUCCCACAACUCCACCUCAGUCUCCAUCUCACCCGACAUCCAUUCUCAUGCCUCCACCUCUGCCUCCAUCUCAUCCCAUGACUACAACCAUGCCUACACCUCCGCUUCCAUCUCAGCCAAUGCCCAUUCCCACGCCUCCGCCUAUGCCUCCACCUCACCAGCUGAGGCUGCCUCAGCUGGCCUCCGCUUCCAUGUCUCCACCUCAGUCUCCAUCUCAGGCCACAUCCAUUCCCAUGCCUCCACCUCCGCCUCCAUCUCAGCCAAUGUCUAUUCCCACGCCUCCGCCUCAUCCUAUGCAUAUGCCUCCACCUCACCCUCCACCUCCACCUAGGUCUCUAUCUCAGGCCACAUCCAUUCCCACGCCUUCACCUCCGCCUCCACCCUUUCCAUCUACUCAUACUACUACUUAUUCACUGGCAGCCCCACCUGCACAGGCAUCAUCUCCAUCUCUCCAGGAUUCGACUCCCCCAUCAUUGUCUGUAGAUUCUAGCUUAGCCAUAAAUUUGAAAGGAAACCAAAAUCAUCCUCCAGUACCAAUACCUCCUAUCUCAUCGAGCAUGGAGAAUACUAGUACCGUCAUCCCACCACCUCCACCUCCACCUCCACCACCAAUUUGGUGUAAAAUGGUUUUAGUGUUAUCAAACUCUUCAACUUCAGGUCCAUUCCCAUAUACUUUUCACGCUGCUUAUCCAUCACUACCUCCUAAUCAGGGAGUUUAUUAUCUUCCACAGUCUCUACCUCAAAUGACUAGUGCUCCACAACCAACAUCAAUACCUCCUGGUUUUCCAGGACUUUCACAACCCCUUGCUUUGUUUGGAGCACCUACUCAACCUUUUCCAUCUCUUGCGACUGGUGUUACACUAACUCAACCUUCACCCCCACCUUCUGCUUCAGGAACGUUACCUCCCCCAACAUCCUGGGCUUCCACCCCCUCUCAACCUAGUGGAGGAGCACCCCGUCCCCCUCCCCCUCCCCCUCCCCCUUUUGGUGGAGCACCUCCACCACCCCCUCUGCCUAGAAGAGGUGGACCACCUCCACCACACGCUUUGGCUAGAGGAGCCCCACGUCCACUACCCCCUCCUCGAGGUGCACCUGGCCCACCACCGCCACCAGGUCCACCGGGAGUAGGAGGUCCACCACCACCACCACCAGGUCCACAAAGAGGUCCACCACCCCCACCUGGAGUAGAUAGAGGGAUUGGUGCUUUUAGGGGGCAGGCACGCCUUGCAGUAAAAAAAUCUAAAUUAAAGCCGCUUCACUGGAGCAAGGUGAGCCGGGCACUAAAAGGAAGCUUGUGGGAAGAAUUGCAGAAACAAGGAGCCCCUCAAGUUGCACCAGAAUUUGAUGCGUCAGAAAUUGAGAGUCUUUUCUGUGCAACAGCCCCGGGAAAAGACAAAGAUGGAGCCAAGAACGCUGCUGCAGCUAAGCCUACCAAAAUCCAGCUGAUUGACCUAAAGAGGGCCUAUAACGUUGAAAUCAUGCUUACAAAUGUGAAAAUGUCACUUCCUGACCUAAUGACCGCGAUACUUUCACUGGAUAACACAGUUUUGGAUGCUGAUCAAGUGGAAAAUCUUAUUAAGUUUUGUCCAAAAAAAGAGGAGAUGGAGCUUCUCAAGACAUACACAGGUGAUCCAGAGAUGUUGGGAAAGUGUGAACAGUUUUUCCUAGAACUGAUGAAGGCACCACGGAUGGAAACUAAAUUGAAGACUUUCCUUUUCAAGAUUCAAUUUAACUCUCAGCUUUCUGAUUUCAAAGAAAGCUUGGUUAUCGUAAACUCCGCCUGUGAAGAGGUAAACAGAUGGAUUCUAGUGAGUUCAUGGUUUGUAGUUAUAAUCACUGGGAAUGAAUUUGACAUCUUCCUCAUGCUUCAGGUCCGGAACUCCGAUAAACUAAAAGAAAUUUUACAGAAAAUAUUAGUUCUUGGAAAUACAUUGAAUGAGGGAACUGCAAGAGGUGCCGCCGUCGGAUACAGACUGGAUAGUCUUUUGAAACUGACGGAUACACGUUCAACCACUAGCAAAAUGACACUUAUGCAUUUUCUUUGUAAGUCCCUUGCUGCUAAGAAUCCAGAUCUUCUAGACUUUUACAAUGAUCUUCCUAACCUGGAGGCUUCCACCAAGAUUCAACUAAAGUCGUUGGCAGAUGAAAUGACAUCUAUCUCCAAGGGUUUAGAGAAGGUGAAGCAGGAAUUGGAUGCUUCGGAACAUGAUGGUCCUAUCUCCGAAGUUUUUCACAGGACUCUGAAGGAAUUUAUUGGUUCUGCUGAGAGUGAAGUAACCAAUGUAAUGAACACAUAUGCUGUUGCGGGUAAAAAUGCUGAAGCAGUGGCUAUGUACUUUGGCGAAGAUCCUAACCGAAUCCCUCUCGAACAAGUCACUGAAACCCUCUCAAACUUCGUGAAGCUAUUCCAGACAGCCUGCGAAGAAAACAGUAAGCAGGCUGAAGCAGACAGGAAGAAGGCUCAGAAGGAGGCUGAAGCCGCAGAGAACGCGUCGAAGGUGUAAAUAUUGUAAAACUAAAAUAUGAGAACAAUUGUAGCACAGCCCCUGCUGGAACAACCAGAUUUGCACCUCCGGAAAAUGAACCCGGAAUGCUAGCGGCUGCUUUGGAUGAUGCAGGCAGCCGAUAUGCUAGUCUUGGGGAUGUACUUACCACUUACCGGAGGAGGGAUUCUUCACAAACCAAGUCAUCAGAGGCCGGGGACAGAGCUGGGGGGGGGCUCGAGCACCCCAGUUGCUGGAAAUAUCCGAUUCAGUUCCCUCGAAGCUAUAUUUCUGGCCUGGCCACUGAUCAGAGGUAUGUUCGGCCCUCUUAUCCAUCCCCGAGAUAAAUGUUGAACACGGGCUGGAUUGAUUGAGGCUGAUUGAGCUCUCCCGUCCGAGUGGAACCAGAGCCUGGUCGGAUUUUUGUAAAUCCGAGCUGUGUUCCGACGUCAGCUAUAUGAGGAUAUCAUGGGAACUAUAAUGCAGAUUGCUGAUGCGAAAAUGUUUCAUGUACAAAGCACUAACAUUCAUACUGAUUCUUUGGUGUAGCAUAGAAAGAAGAGAACCUUCCAAUAUAUUUUGUUGUACAGCAGUAAAGGUAAAGUGAUAGAGUGUAUAAGAAAAUAGGCUGUGGUAGUCGAGUAUAUAAUCAUUUUUUAGAGCAAGUUUUAGGUAUUCCCAUUGAUUUUUUAUUAGAAUUAUCAUUCAUUCAUUCGUCAAGGAAAAAAAAACUUUGGUUGGGUAAUAAUUGUUUUUGUUA